AGGGGCGCGGAGCGGGACUUCGGGGCCGCAGCUCUUUCGGCCGCCGCCUACAGAGAGCGUCUUCCUGUGGCCGCCUGGGUGCCGCCGGGACGAUGCGGCCGGAUCCCGGAGGCUGCUGCUGCUCCCGUCGCCCGGUGCGGGCGAACAGCUGCGUGGCGAACGGGGAAGUGCGGAACGGAUACGUGAGGAGCAGCGCCGCGGCUGCCGCAGCCGCUGCCGGCCAGGUACAUCAUGUUACACAAAAUGGAGGACUGUAUAAAAGACCCUUCAAUGAAGGUUUUGAAGAAACACCAAUGCUGGUUGCUGUGCUCACUUACGUGGGGUAUGGCGUCCUCACUCUGUUUGGAUAUCUUCGAGAUUUCUUGAGGCACUGGAGGAUUGAAAAGUGUCACCAUGCGACCGAAAGAGAGGAACAAAAGGACUUUGUGUCCUUGUACCAGGAUUUCGAGAACUUUUACACGAGGAAUCUCUACAUGCGGAUCCGAGACAACUGGAACCGGCCCAUCUGCAGUGUGCCCGGAGCCAGGGUGGACAUCAUGGAGAGACAGUCUCACGACUACAACUGGUCCUUCAAGUACACAGGGAAUGUAAUUAAAGAUGUUAUAAACAUGGGUUCUUACAACUAUCUCGGAUUUGCGAGGAACUCUGGACCAUGUCAGGAGGCAGCUGCCAAAGUCCUAGAGGAGUAUGGAGUCGGAGUGUGCAGCACUCGGCAGGAAAUUGGAAACCUGGACAAGCAUGAGGAACUAGAGAAGCUUGUGGCAAGUUUCUUGGGAGUGGAAGCUGCUAUGGCAUACGGCAUGGGAUUCGCAACAAAUUCCAUGAACAUUCCUGCUCUUGUUAGCAAAGGUUGCCUGAUUCUGAGUGAUGAACUGAACCACGCUUCACUGGUUCUGGGAGCCAGACUGUCAGGAGCAACCAUUCGAGUCUUCAAACACAAUAAUAUGCAGAGCCUAGAGAAGCUGUUGAAAGAUGCCAUUGUUUAUGGUCAGCCUCGGACACGAAGGCCCUGGAAGAAAAUUCUAAUCCUUGUGGAGGGAAUAUAUAGCAUGGAGGGGUCUAUUGUUCGCCUUCCUGAAGUGAUUGCCCUGAAGAAGAAAUACAAGGCGUACUUGUAUCUAGAUGAAGCUCACAGCAUCGGGGCUCUGGGCCCUACAGGACGAGGCGUGGUGGACUACUUUGGCCUGGAUCCUGAGGAUGUGGACAUCAUGAUGGGAACAUUCACAAAAAGCUUUGGUGCUUCUGGAGGAUACAUCGGAGGCAAGAAGGCGCUGAUCGACUACCUGCGGACGCAUUCCCACAGCGCGGUGUACGCCGCGUCGCUGUCCCCGCCUGUGGCGGAGCAGAUCAUCACUGCCAUGAAGUGCAUCAUGGGGCAGGAUGGCACCACCCUCGGCAAAGAGUGUAUUCAGCAGUUAGCCGAAAACGUCCGGUAUUUCAGGAGACGUCUGAAAAGCAUGGGCUUCAUCAUCUAUGGGAAUGAAGAUUCUCCAGUGGUGCCUCUGAUGCUCUACAUGCCAGCCAAAAUCGGCGCCUUUGGACGGGAGAUGCUGAAGCGAAAUAUUGGUGUAGUUGUGGUAGGAUUUCCUGCUACCCCCAUCAUUGAGUCCAGAGCCAGAUUUUGCCUGUCUGCAGCUCAUACCAGAGAAAUGCUUGACACAGCUUUAAAGGAGAUAGGUGAAGUUGGGGACCUGCUGCACCUGAAGUACUCCCGCCGUCGGUCAGUGCCCCUCCUGGACAGGCCCUUUGAUGAGAUGACAUAUGAGGAAACGGAAGACUGAGCCUUUUUGGUGCUCCGCUGCAGGAACUCUCUCGCUCACCCAGGAGCUGCGUGUGGCCUCUCUCAGCCAGCGGCAGGAUCCACACUUCCGUGGCCAUCUCACGUGCAAGACGUUUCCUCAGCUGCUGACGGCGGCCACCUCCACUCAGCGGCGUUUUGUAAAUAGUGAGAAACUGCUGCACAUCCUUCCUUCGCUACAUUUCACCUUUAAAAAAAAAAAAGAGGGUGACUCACUUUGCUUUUUUUGUCUAUUAAAAAAAAUGUUUUAUUUUAUAACUAUUCUACUUGUGAAAUCACGCUGACCACGCAGGCUGUUUCGCUCUCGCAGCCCCUCCCACUCCUGCGCCCAGCCAGAGCUCCUGCCAUCCCUGGCCCUCCUUCCUGGGGAGCAGGUGCCUCCCACUCACCUCCAGUCAAGGUCUCUGAGGCUGCCAGCCUUGGACUCCCAACUGAGCCAGUCACGACACAAUCCACCAGUGUUUUAAAGGUGACUGAAGUCUAGCCGUGUGAGAAAGGCAGUCAAGACUAACGUUGCUGAAACUGCCCCCCUCCACUUGGAACUCUCUCUGGCCAGGAGCCUCUGAGGCUUGGUCUUCGUCCAUUUUGUUCUGGCCACCAGAGGAUAAUUCUCCUUCACCAUCAAAUGUUUCUCCAUAAUGGUCACCCUCUGAAGGUUAUGUCCAGUUUCUGGGUGUUUCCCAAGCUGUAAUCUGACACUCCCGUUCCCUCUUUAAGACACGGAGAUUGCAGCCACGGACCACCCUGGUCAGACCUCGGUGCUGAAGCUGAUGCCCAAGCUCUCUGCUAUUGUGUGCAGAGUGGCCCCUCGGUGAUCCUUCCUCCUGCCAGCACGAGAGGGCAGGGGCAGUGUGGAAAGAGGUGGUGGCUCCUCGUAUCCACAGAAUGUCUGGGUUGGUUAUUACUGCUUUCUACUUCUCAAAAUUAUGACAGCCUCUGCCUGGGUCUGGGUCCAGAUUAGGAUUGAAACUGAUAAAGGAAAAUGUGGGUGAACCCCCCGGAGGGCUCAGAAAGCAUUUGUCAGUUCGCUGAGUUUGUUAGCUCACCCUUUCUAGAGGAUGGUCUAUGUAAGUAGCACUCUCUGAGUGAUGUUGCUCUUUUCGUCCUCAGUGGCCUAGUGCAGUUCUCAGCUGCCAUCUGGGCCUCAGGGGCUCCGUCUCCUUCCGUUACCUCCUUGUUUCUCCCUGAGAAAUUCUGAACACACUUUCACUAACCUGAGAUCCUCUUUUGACUCUGUUUUCAUACCAGGCAAGGGAACAUCUUUCAGUGAGCUUUAUACUGCUUGACCAAAGAACAAAUCCGAAAAUCACCAUGUUAAAGUUCUUACUUUUUUUCCAUUGACCAAAGCUUAAGUGAAGAGAACUUUGGACUUUUCUGUACCCAGGAUCAGCUGUCUUUUAGUAGCCAUCAAGUAUUACAGGGGAAGGAGUGGAAACAGAAUGAAAGAACUUUGUGUGAAAGCAGUUUUGUACAUUUUUGAAAUCACUCCUUUUAUCGGCAAAAAAAAUUCUCAGUCCCAGUUCUCUCUAGACAUCUUGUCAUCAGAUGUGAUAUUUUGUGCUGAUACGUUUAGUGGAGGGCAUAAACGAUGCUAUUGCUGGUGAAGUUUUGUUUUCAUGUCUUAAGUUAUCUUAGGUCACUCUCAGCAUCUGAGAACCUUAAGCCCUUGAAAUAGUCUGAGGUUUUAUUAUACUUUUUUAAAGAAUUAAAAAAAAAAAUGAACCAGGUAGAGAUGCAGACACUGCAUUUAGCAUGUACAAGUUGGAGUGAAAAAGACUGUGGUAAACUAAGUAAUUAGUCAUGUAAAAUAAAAUACAUUACUAACAAUCCUUGCACAUCUAGGUCCUCACCAUAGAACCCCAUUAGAAUACCAGAGAGCUUUUGCUGGUAUAAAGUUUGCAAAAGUCACAAACUUUAAGCAAUGAACUUAAUGGCCAGUCUUUUAUUUUGACUUGCAUGAAGUCUCUGCAACUUAAAAUGUCAGUUAUAUGGGCAUUUAAAUAUAUAUAUAUGUCACUUUGCUAUGCAGUUAUUUCAGGAUAAAUGCAGUUAAGUUAUAGGUUUAUUUUGAAGUGAAAAAACUGUGAUCUCACCAAGCACUCUACUUUCUAGAGGACAAAACAUUAUGCACACUGAUUGUCUCUUCCUGAAACUGUAAUGUAAAUCUAGGGUCCAGUCAUCACAGACACCAUUAUUUAACCACGUACUUGGGAAAAUACAAGUGUAUAUAAAUGAAGUCAUUGGGAAUGAGUAGAAACAAACCCAAAACAAAUAAGUGUUGUUUAGUACAUGGUUUAACACAGCCUGCUUCAGAAAUCUGAUGGGAUUCAAACAGGUAUCUGCUAACCAUUCCUACCAAAGCUGAUUCAUCAGAGUUAGUUGAUGGAGGUGUGACUAAACCUUACUACUUUUUCUCAUCCCUCUUUUCAUGUAGCAUUGUCUUCAUCCAUUUCAGGUUUAUAUGACCGUUUUGUGCAGAUCGCAUCAGAAACCAGGAAGUGUAUAACUAGGGGACAUCAAAAUCACAUCCAAAGAAUGGAUCAAGUGGCAGUGGCAGAUUCUCCUCCCAUCUUUAUUAAAAGCUUUGGCCUAGAAUAUGGUGUGUGUUUUGGAACAAGUAAAUGUUGAACGGGAAGGUUCAGGGUUAAGGUCUUUGGAGCGCCAAACUUUUCACUUUGCCUUGGAACAUUUUUUCCCUUUAAAAAACAUUCUGGUCUCCGGAGCCCAGAGUACUGCUCGCUCGUUUGAAGAACUCGGCACCUUUAGUCUUUUCAUCACUGUCUUAAACUUUGGUAAUAGGGUAUUUUCAGUUGGUCAAACAGGCUUCUUCCUUAUGUAGUCAUUGAAGGUGAACAGAAGUAAGGGACACAGCUUCUGAAGGCUGUGUGUUUGCCUGGUGCCUUUUCAGAAGCCAAAGCUGUGUUUAUUCCCUCUCACCCCCCUUUCCAAAUUGAUGAAGAUCUCUGGCAACUUGUCAUACUGGGUUAGGCAGCAGCACAGAACUGCUAGUCAUGUGAAGAAAGAGAAUUCGGGUUCUUCUUUCGUAUGAAUUUGUGGCAAAACCACCUUCAGAAGGUUGAAUAUAAUUGACUGUUGCCCAGUUUUCUCUUUUUUUGGCCACUCUGCAUGGCAUGCAGAGGUCUAGUUCCACAGUCAGGGAUCAGACCCGCGCCUCCUGCAGUGGAAGCGUGGAGUCUUAACCACUGGACUGCUAGGAAAGUCCCUCCUGGUUCUUGUGUAAUAAUACAAAGAGUUGCUGUGACCGCAUUCCCAGAAUGUCUCUUUCGAUAUUCUAGGUAAGCCAGAAUGGGUUUUAAUCUCUACUUGCUCUAACCUGUGUGGUUAGAAAAGACAAAAGAGUUCUUUUCCUCUGUCCACUGUCAGGAACGUCAAGAAUUGUUGAGCACUUCACACAGGUAAAAUCAGUGUAGCCCCAAGGGGUAAUGAAGGGGGAGUUAUGAAAAUCACAGGAUUCGUCUUGGCCAUUGAGCAGCUGUCUGCUUCAGUGCACCCUCAGCCUGUAGAUUGAUACGCUGCUACCGGCCUAACGUGGAAGCUCAGUGCCCAGUAGGCAUCUUAGUCCAUGAAGCCAGUUAAUCAAAAUAUCUUCCAUUCUCUCCUCAGCAUUACCUCCAUGAAACAUGGUGUUCAGACUCCUAGCCAGUUGCCAUGUGCCCAGAUAGCUAAGUUAGACAGCUGGCUUCCUGCCUUAUCGUACAGAAGAACUGUCAGGACUUGCCAAUAAUCCCUUUGCUCUUAAUGUGUAAAAAUGUCAUUGCCCCUUUAGUCAUUUCCAGUACUUCUAAGCACCUUUUCCUAUAGAUUGAGCCUUUUCUAGGGAGGAGACUGAAGGGGCUAGCCCAAGCCCUCAUUGGAAAUGUUUUUCUAGUCUCUGCUUAGUCUGGAAUUGUCACAUUCCCAGUCAUUCUUGGGAAGGACUUGGGGGAGCUUUGGUCAAGGUCUUGUUUACUAUGGAGUACACAUGAUAAAUGGCCUUAUAAACUGAAAUUCUUUGUGGUAUGAUGAGUUUAUUCAACUGACCGUAAAGAAUUCAGUGGUUAUCUUAAACUGCCGUUACUAUGUUUUUAAUGAAGCAUACCCAAAGCUCUGUUCUUGUGGAGCAGUUUUGGGGAGGUUGAAUGAAAGGUAAAAGUUAGUUCAGCACCCUGAUAUUGUGCCAGGCGUCCUGCCUUGUUGCUGUCUGCAUGGAUAGUGGAUCCUCCCAUAGACGAGGAGCCUGGAGCCCACUCAGUGUCUGCUUUUUCCACCAUAGUUCCGGAGUUCCUUGUGCACAGCUUUGUCGCUUGGCCCAGGUCUUCCUAAGAAGUGUGGGACAUAUCCCUGACUAGGGUGGAAUGUCUUCACCCUUAGCAUUAGGUCUUGUUCCCUCAGUUGUUAAGGGUUGGACCAGUAAAACGCAUCCUCAGUGGUUCUUCAGAGGAGACUAGUGAGGUCACCAAGUCAGCCAGCAUGCAGACGCAGUCUUAAUGAUCCCUCUCUGGAUAAAGGCAGCUACCAUUAAGAGAAGGGGGAAAGAUAAAUGAAGAAUAGAGACAUAGCUUAUGGGGAGCUGAGCUCUUUAUUUUGUUGGCCUAUAUAUUUUUCAUUCCUGAAAAACUGGAAUUUGCAAGAGGUGCUGUGAUAACCCUUCUCCAGCCCUGUAAUGCUCAUAUAAUCUGAGAAAGAGAAGGGAAAUAUAUAAAUUACUUUUUUUAAGAUUUAGUAUUGUGUUAAAAUGUCACCCUGUCUCCCUUCUUUGCUGAAUGAUUUUUUUGUUUUGUUUUUAAUUUGUUGGAUGAUGGUUGAGCUAUAAAUAAUGGCUUGGGGGAGGUGUAUCCAUUCUGAGAGUGUAUGUUAAGAGCUGAAGGGGAACUACUUGAGAUGACUUAAGAAUCAUCCCAUGCAAAUACAUUGUUUUGCUCCAAUAAAAAACUCGAAAAGCUGUAUCUGCCUUUAUUCAUUCAGCCAAUAAAUACUGAGUACUGUU
Molecule: messenger RNA, 6785 nt
Organism: Capra hircus (goat)
Lineage: Eukaryota; Metazoa; Chordata; Mammalia; Artiodactyla; Bovidae
Gene: SPTLC2
Product: serine palmitoyltransferase long chain base subunit 2
Exons: 12
Coding region: 93-1781 (562 amino acids)
Biological process (GO): ceramide biosynthetic process; sphingosine biosynthetic process
Cellular component (GO): serine palmitoyltransferase complex
Molecular function (GO): serine C-palmitoyltransferase activity; pyridoxal phosphate binding
Source: RefSeq, a predicted model, not a curated record